This is a messenger RNA of Physcomitrium patens, 540 nucleotides long. RefSeq names its product lachrymatory-factor synthase. The record is from RefSeq and is a predicted model, not a curated record. Lineage: Eukaryota; Viridiplantae; Streptophyta; Bryopsida; Funariales; Funariaceae.
AUGGGGUUGGAGAUGGGGAUCAAUCUGGGAGCAGCAACAGAAGAAGAGGGGUGGUCGGGUGGUGUGCAUGUCACUCUAGAGUGUCCUAGGGAUGCAGCGUGGAAACUGUUUUCGGACUUCGGAGGUUUGUGCAAAUGGAAACCAGCAAUCACCGUGUGUGAUUUGGUGGAGGGGAAAGACAAUGAAGUGGGAAGUGUUCGGUACUGCAGAGGGACGCUUCCAGAUUCGUGGGUUCAUGAGUGGCUACUUGUGCACGAUAAUGAGAACUAUCUGCUGAAGUACCGCAUGGAGGGGAACCGGUUUCGGUUCCCUGAAGGUGUUCAAGGCUACGUCUCUCAAAUUCAGUUUCAUGCCGCAGGGAAAGGAAAGACUUCAGUAGAUUGGACAUACUCCGUGCAACCCGUGGCCACUCAGACCUACGAGCAAUUCCCCAAUUUUAUGACGGCAUACGGAAAGGGAUCAGAUUCACCUGUAGACGGCGUGUUUGAUGGAGAGCUAAUGCUUGCUCAGUUGCCCUCUUUCGAACUCCAUGAUCCUUGA